This is a messenger RNA of Momordica charantia (bitter melon), 3188 nucleotides long. It is a transcript of the gene FRS4, whose product is annotated as FAR1-related sequence 4. Gene Ontology annotation, molecular function: zinc ion binding. Gene Ontology annotation, biological process: regulation of DNA-templated transcription. NCBI's taxonomy places the organism in Eukaryota, Viridiplantae, Streptophyta, Magnoliopsida, Cucurbitales, Cucurbitaceae. The record is from RefSeq and is a predicted model, not a curated record.
CAUUGGAACAACAGCUUUUCGGUUGGAUAAAUCUGUUUUAACUCGCUGAAUUAUGCUCCGAUUUGCCACGGAGCUUUGAUGAAAAGAUAAAAAUAAUAGCAGUAUAGACCCGCAGGCCGAAAUAUAGCGAUUAGCGAAGAAACAAGCAAGGAGAAGAGCUAAUUCUAAUUUCUAAGAAGAAGGCCCGCCUCGGGGGAUGUUGCUAUUCGUUGUCUCUAUCAUCGGGAGAAAUCGCGAUCCUGCUCACUCCUGAUCUUAGGUUUCACUUUUGUUCUUCCCUCUUUUCGUCUUUGAUCUCUAUCUUUCCCUCUUCUACUUUCUUCAACUCUCUCUAUUUCCCUUCUCAAAUUUCUUGCAACAAGUUUUAUCGUUACCUCCUCUUCUUCCGUCGUUAACGCCUCGUCGAGCAAACUCCCUAGACUGCUGCCCGAUGGAAAACGGAGGAGGUAUAUCUCGUUUCCCCUUCCACCAUUAGGUGUCUUAUCAAUGGGAGCAGUGACUGGGAGAACGAAAUUCGUUUCUUCUCCAUUCAUGGGAGGAGACCCCGUUCUAAAUAUAUGGGACGUUGUAUGAAAAACAUCAGGUCAUCUCUGAGUUCCUUCAGAGGUGAAAUUAAUGGUGGAUUUGAAGUGGAUCUGAAUUUUCCUUCAUCAAUAAUGGAUUCUAAUGCGAUCAUGGGCGUAGAGCCAUGCCUUGGCAUGGAAUUUGAAUCUCAUGAAGAUGCAUAUUCAUUCUAUAAAGACUACGCCAAGAGUAUGGGGUUUGGAACUGCCAAAUUAAGCAGCCGUCGUUCCAGAGCAUCCAAGGAAUUUAUUGAUGCUAAAUUUUCAUGCAUAAGAUAUGGCAAUAAGCAACAGUCUGAUGAUGCUAUCAACCCACGACCUUCACCAAAAAUUGGUUGUAAAGCGAGCAUGCAUGUCAAGAGAAGACAGAAUGGGAAGUGGUAUGUUUAUAGUUUUGUAAAGGAUCAUAAUCACGAGCUUUUACCAUCUCAAGUUCAUCUUUUUAGAAGCCACCGUAAUAUCGAUCCACUCAAGAAUGAUGUCCGAAUUCGGAGACGGAAGAAUUUAGCUGCUAUGUCUAAGCUGUUCAGUGCUUACCAAAAUGUUGAUUGUUUAGAAAGCUAUGUGAGAAACCAGCAUGAUAAAGGCCGCACUUUGGUUCUAGAAUCAGGGGAUGCACAGAUUUUGCUUGAACUUUUUAUGCAUAUGCAAGAAGAAAAUCCAAAAUUCUUUUAUGCAGUUGAUUUGAAUGAAGAGCAUCAGUUGCGCAAUGUGUUCUGGGUUGACGGCAAAGGAAUGGAAGAUUAUGCACACUUUGGAGAUGUAGUUUCACUUGACACCACGUAUUUCACAAACAAGUAUAAACUUCCAUUAGUUCUUUUUAUAGGAGUGAACCAUCAUAUUCAACCUACUUUACUUGGUUGUGCAUUGAUUGCAGAUGAGACAGUUUACACAUUUCUUUGGUUAAUACAAACAUGGUUUAUAGCAAUGGGAGAACGAGCUCCGAAGGUGAUACUCACCGACCAAAAUAACUCUAUUAAAGCAGUCAUUGAGGCAGUUCUUCCUGGGACACGUCAUUACUUUUGUCUGUGGUAUAUUUUGGAGAGGAUUCCGAAAGCUCUCGAGUUUUUAAGCAUGUGGCAUGAGACUUUUAUGGAGAAGUUCAAGAAGUGCAUUUUUAAGUCAUGGACGAAGGAGCAGUUUGAAAAGAGGUGGCAGAAAUUGCUCGAUAGAUUUAAUCUUAGAGAAGUUGAGUGGAUGCAAUAUUUGUAUGAUGAUCGUGCUUAUUGGGUGCCUGCUUUUGCAAGAGAUGUAUCUUUUGCUGGCUUAUGCACAUCUUUGCGCAUGGAAAGUUUGAACUCUUGUUUUGACAAAUACGUUCAGAUGGAAACAUCCUUGACAGAGUUUAUAGAGCGAUACAGAGACAUUCUUGAGGAGCGAUAUGAGGAAGAAGCAAAGUCAAAUUUUGAUGCUUGGCAUGAAACACCUGAGUUGAAGUCUCCAUCUCCUUUUGAGAAACAAAUGUCACUAGUAUAUACUCAUGAAAUCUUUAAAAAAUUCCAAAUGGAGGUUUUGGGAGCUGCUGCAUGUCAUCUUAAGAAAGAAACUGAAGAUGAAACUACUACAACAUACACUGUCAAAGACUUUGAAGAUGGUCAGAAUUAUGUAAUUGAAUGCAGUGACUCAAAAUCAGAUAUAUACUGCUCCUGUCGUUCAUUUGAGUAUAAAGGUUUUCUCUGUAGACAUGCCAUUAUUGUGCUCCAAAUGUCUGGCAUUUUCAGUAUACCAUCCAAAUAUAUAUUGCAGCGUUGGACUAACACUGCUAUGAGCAUGAAUCCAAUUAACGAAAAGUUGGAUGAGGUUCAAUGUAAGGUCCGUCGUUUUAAUGAUCUUUGUCGAAGAGCUAUAAUAUUGGGCGAAGAAGGGUCUCUGUCUCAGGAGAGUUAUGACAUUGCACUUUCUGCAAUUAAUGAAGCUUUGAAACAAUGUGCAACUGUACAUAGUUCUGUGGAAAGUGAUGUGAGGCCUGACACCUCAGCCAUUCUUGUUUUCGGUAUUGAGGAUGACAACCAAUGCAGCAACUUAGCUGUUGAUAAUGCUCCUGAUCUCAAAGUUAUAAAUACAAAAAAAAGUUCUAAGAGAGCAGGUUCGAGCAAGGAAUCUGCAGUCAAUGAAAACAACAAAAAUGGAAAGGUACCUCAACUGUUGGAUACAAAUGCCAGAUCCCAGGAUGACUUCAAUCAAAUGCAGGAUUUAAGUAAUGUCCGGCCAAUCCAAUUGCAGAUAUCAUCGGCGCAAUUUCAUAACAUGGUGCCCACACUGCUUCAUAAUGUGACAUCAACACAGUUCCAUAGCAUGCCUUCUGCACAUUUGCAUGAGAAUCGUCUUCCUCCUUGACCUGUCGUAGUAAUCUCUGUAAAUAUUUACACCUUAUAUAAACUACUUGACAAUCAAUAUCUGCAAAAUCAUGUAAUCGUCUUGAAGAUGCCAGAUGCAGAUGAUGGUGCGGCCGCCAGGCUCAAGUAUGAACAGUUUUUGUUAUUCCAACUUGUGUCUGUAGCCUGUUUGGUUGCAUAAUUCUCUAUAUUUCUCUUCCUCCUUAUUCUUUUUAAAUUUGAAAGUAUAAAAAGUUGGGAUGCUUUUUCAAGUAUGAUAAAAUAAAUCCAUCCGGAUCCGGCAUUUAAG